Molecule: messenger RNA, 327 nt
Organism: Miscanthus lutarioriparius
Lineage: Eukaryota; Viridiplantae; Streptophyta; Magnoliopsida; Poales; Poaceae
Source: the annotation of a GenBank genome assembly
AUGGCGGCGGCGGCGGACGGCGGCGUGUCGAGGCUGGCGUCGCAGCGGGCGGUGGUGAUCUUCGGGACGAGCAACUGCUGCAUGUGCCACGCUGUGAAGACGCUCUUCUCGGAGCUGGGGGUGGGGUGGGCGGUGCACGAGCUGGACAAGGACCCGGGGGGCAAGGACAUGGAGAAGGCGCUGGCGCGCAUGGUGGGCCGCUCGCCGCCCGUGCCGGCGGUCUUCAUCGGUGGCAAGCUCGUGGGCCCCACCGACCAGAUCAUGGCGCUGCACCUCCGCGGCAAGCUCGUGCCGCUCCUGCGCGAGGCCGGCGCUCUCUGGCUCUGA